AUAUGUUGUCAGAACAACCCAAACGUUCCCUCGGCUGGAUCUUACUUACUGAACCUAAACCAAAUUGGAUUAAAAGGAAGAUUGAAAACGAAGAGUUUGAGAUAAAACUAAUUUUGCCUGAAGUAUCAAGAAUAAAAAUAUAUGAAGAGCUUGUUAAAGAGAUUAAAGCACUUCAGAUUAAAGCACUUCAUUCUAUAAAUAAGAUGCUAAAUAACAUUGGCAUAUCAUG
Messenger RNA from Racocetra persica, 229 nucleotides. NCBI's taxonomy places the organism in Eukaryota, Fungi, Glomeromycota, Glomeromycetes, Diversisporales, Gigasporaceae. The record is from the annotation of a GenBank genome assembly.